AUGUCGUCUAAAAGGAUAAUGGGAAAAGUUGCACCUGCUUUCGAAAUUCGGUUCAACGGUACAGAUUCGCAAGCGAUUGAAUCUGUUCCAAUAAAUCCAAGUAUUAACUCAAAUGAACGAAAUAUACCGGAGCCUUUCAGAAAACGUGACAAAAUCCCUCGAUACUCUGGUAAUGCUUCUGAACAUCCUAUAAAUAACGUUAAUAUACCACCACAAAAACCUUCUAGUGUUGAUGUACGAACUUCACCUUCAACACUCAACAAACAAUUUACUAAAAAUAUUGGUGAUAGUUUUCAUGGUUCUCAAUUAAAGACAUUAAAAGAUGUCAAUAAUUCGAGUAGUUCAUCAUCAAAUGCUACUGAUAUUCCUACAACAAAAGUAAAAUCAUGGAAUAAUUCUGUUGGCCCUGAAACUGAAAAACAAGAUCGUGUGACUGUUGGUAAGAUUGAAAAAGACGCAUUUAUGGAUAAUAAUAAUCCAGAUACGAGUACAACAAGCUCAACUAUAGCAUUUGAUUCAGCUAUACGGAUCAGUCAAUCAACAAAAAAACGCCCAUUAUCUGAAGAAAGUGGUAGUGAAAAGGAAAAUGUCGAUGUUGACGCUGAUAAUACUAUUCAAACUCCUUAUUCAAAUAAGGAUUUAAAUGGUACUACUGAAAUGACCGUAUCCGUUAACAGGAAGAAUACACUAAAAAAUAAUCGUAAAAAAAAAAUCAAUACAAAUGAUUAUAAGGAUGAUGAUGAUAACAACACUGUAGCAAAGAGUCAUCUUUCUGUCGAUGGUAUAGCUACUCCACCUGCCACUCCACCCAGAAGUCCUCCUAUGACUCCAAUAAUCGCUCAAACUCCUCCUAGCAGUGGCCCUCCUAUGACUCCAAUGACAGCGCAUACACCAAUUAAUAACGGACCAAUACUAGAAACUGCUAAUGUGACUACACAGACUCCACUUAAUGGGCUAAUAUCAGAAACUGUCAUCAAUGAAAGUAUUCAUUUAUUAAGUCCACAACCAUCGGAUGAUUCUCAAAUAGUAGAUUCAACCUCUAUGGAAACUACGGAAGCACAAAUUCAACAAUCUCGUGCUCCAAGAAUGUCAAAAUCUCGUCCGAUCAUCACAGCUUAUUCAUUAGAAUUACAAGAACAACUUGAAUCUGAAUCACCAACAAAUGAUGAACCUCCCAAAAAAACCAUAAUUUCUCAUGAUGAUAUGAUCAUACCUACCUUAGCAAAAAAACUUAAAAUGAAUGGACAAUUACCUUAUCCUAACCAUGAAGCUCUGUUGGGAGUUAGUGAUGAACCUGAUGAAUCUGAUAAAAUUAAACCAAGACCAGAAUCCGGUUAUAUGGAUGUAACUGAUCAAGUUGAGAAUCUUUUUGAGGAUGCAAAUGAUCAAUUUGAGGAUGAAUUACAAAAAAGUACGAAAAAACGAUCGUCAGUUGCAAGUUAUCAACGGCGUCGGCGAAAAUCUGCGCCCAGAAGACCAACAAGGAAAUCUCGUCCAAAUUCUCGAAGAAAUAGUAAAACAUAUAGUAAUGUUCAAAUACAAACUGACGAUGUAAUUAUUACUCCUGCAUUAGAGGAUGUUCCUUUUGAUGAUGAUCUUAGAAAGCGUGAUAGAAAAUCACGAAGAGAAGAAUUUGUAUUUUUAACUAAAUAUAAUGAGGAUGAUAUUGAUAUUGAGCCAGUAACACAUUCCGAAUUACCGACAUCAACUAUGCCAGCACCACUUGUUCCCAAACAAGAGCCUGUUGAGCAGAAUGAGAUGUCGAAAGUGAUUACUAAUAAUUCGUUUACGGCACAGAACGAUAGGAUCCAUCCAGUUCAAUCCAAUGUUGCGCCUGUUGCAACUCAUGAUUCUCCAAUGUGGGCGUUGUGA
Messenger RNA from Dentiscutata erythropus, 1872 nucleotides. The record is from the annotation of a GenBank genome assembly. Lineage: Eukaryota; Fungi; Glomeromycota; Glomeromycetes; Diversisporales; Gigasporaceae.